Messenger RNA from Pseudomassariella vexata, 744 nucleotides. RefSeq lists its product as uncharacterized. The transcript is spliced from 2 exons. Gene Ontology annotation, cellular component: mannosyltransferase complex; endoplasmic reticulum membrane. The coding region runs from base 1 to 744 and encodes 247 amino acids. The record is from RefSeq and is a predicted model, not a curated record. Gene Ontology annotation, molecular function: mannosyltransferase activity. NCBI's taxonomy places the organism in Eukaryota, Fungi, Ascomycota, Sordariomycetes, Amphisphaeriales, Pseudomassariaceae. Gene Ontology annotation, biological process: GPI anchor biosynthetic process.
AUGAAGCUGCACGCUAAACUAUUCAGCGUCGCCAGUCUUGCGACAUGGCUGAUCAACACUGUGACCGUGCUGGCCAAUACUGAGAAGGCCAUUUUCCUUGGGGCCCAGACAAUAAACAUGCCUACAACCCAUCCAAACUUGGACGACUUGCACAUUGACACCCUUACACCUGAAAACUGGACGAUCCGAACUCAUCUUGAGGCUCAGUUCCCCACCGAGUCUGCCCAAUAUGGCAAGGCCACAUGGCUGGUGCUUGAUAGGCUCACCGCCGGCCAGCGAUACGAAGUGAGGGUCUGCUGGGCUGCCACCCAACCGACUGAGUUCAGAUUGAAGACGUAUGAAUUACCUGCUGUCUUCGAAACGCCAGAGCUGAUCACCAGUUUGUCCGAGUACUCCUGGUCUCGCCAGGCAUAUGGCCAAGCAGAUGAAACAGGCAGUUCUGCUACCUUCAAAGCUACGUCAGGCGCAUUGCACAAGGAAAAAAUGGCUUCAGUCCUCCUUCUGCAAAUCCUUGCAGCUGCCGAUUAUUACACGACGAAUACGACAUUGAUGAGCAAGGUACCCCCAGUGUUCGUGGAUAUCAUAUUAGAUCCGUUCAUUUUGAAUAUAUUUCCGCGAUCCCUUCUGCCAACCGUCGGGUAUAUCAUUGUGGUCGCCGUUUUGUCAUACUUCCUAGCCCGGCAGAUUUCAAUUUGGAUACGUCACACAGCACAAGAGCGCGACCAAGCUAAGAAGCGACAAUGA